This is a messenger RNA of Eptesicus fuscus (big brown bat), 945 nucleotides long. It is a transcript of the gene PHOX2B, whose product is annotated as paired like homeobox 2B. The transcript is spliced from 3 exons. Gene Ontology annotation, biological process: regulation of transcription by RNA polymerase II. Gene Ontology annotation, molecular function: RNA polymerase II transcription regulatory region sequence-specific DNA binding; DNA-binding transcription factor activity, RNA polymerase II-specific. Bases 1 to 945 code for a protein of 314 amino acids. NCBI's taxonomy places the organism in Eukaryota, Metazoa, Chordata, Mammalia, Chiroptera, Vespertilionidae. The record is from RefSeq and is a predicted model, not a curated record.
AUGUAUAAAAUGGAAUAUUCUUACCUCAAUUCCUCUGCCUACGAGUCCUGUAUGGCUGGCAUGGACACCUCCAGCCUGGCUUCAGCCUAUGCAGACUUCAGUUCCUGCAGCCAGGCCAGUGGCUUCCAGUAUAACCCGAUCAGGACCACUUUUGGGGCCACGUCCGGCUGCCCGUCCCUCACGCCGGGAUCCUGCAGCCUCGGCACCCUCAGGGACCACCAGAGCAGUCCGUACGCCGCAGUUCCUUACAAACUCUUCACCGACCACGGCGGCCUCAACGAGAAGCGCAAGCAGAGGCGCAUUCGCACCACGUUCACGAGCGCGCAGCUCAAAGAGCUGGAGAGGGUCUUCGCGGAGACGCACUACCCUGACAUCUACACCCGGGAGGAGCUGGCCCUGAAGAUCGACCUCACUGAGGCGCGCGUCCAGGUGUGGUUCCAGAACCGCCGCGCCAAGUUCCGCAAGCAGGAGCGCGCCGCAGCGGCCGCGGCGGCCGCGGCCAAGAACGGCUCCUCGGGAAAGAAGUCUGACUCUGCCCGGGACGACGAGAGCAAGGAGGCCAAAAGCACCGACCCGGACAGCACUGGGGGCCCGGGCCCCAACCCCAACCCCACUCCCAGCUGCGGGGCGAGUGGCGGCGGCGGCGGCGGGCCCAGCCCGGCAGGCGGCCCGGGGGCGGGGGGGCCCGGGGGCCCGGGAGGCGAACCCGGCAAGGGCGGCGCGGCGGCGGCGGCGGCGGCGGCAGCGGCAGCGGCUGCGGCGGCGGCGGCGGCGGCGGCCGGAGGCCUGGCAGCGGCCGGGGGCCCUGGACAAGGCUGGGCUCCCGGCCCCGGCCCCAUCACCUCCAUCCCGGAUUCCCUCGGGGGGCCCUUCGCCAGCGUCCUAUCUUCGCUCCAAAGACCCAACGGUGCCAAAGCCGCCUUGGUGAAGAGCAGUAUGUUCUGA